AUGGAUGAGGCGCCUGCAGAUUCCUCAUCUGGAUCGAGGAGUCGGCUGGCUCGGGCAUUUUCUUCCCGUGAGGAUGAGGUACGUACGGAUGAGGAGGCGGUGGCAGUUGAGGAGGAGGAGAUACCCGAUGUUCACCCUGAGCACGACGAGGAUGAUGCGGAGGAGGAGGGCUACCCGGGAGGGCCUGUAGACACAUCUGUGUUGAUUUACUACCAUGACCACGUCGCUCGACGUGAACAGGCGACCAUAAAAUCCGUGAACCAUGCUUGGAAAAUAUUUGAUCUGCUUCAACCACAGGCUCAAUGCUUUAAUGACGUUGUAGCUGGGAGCGGGCUUGGCGGGUUAUGCAUGACCAGAUAUAGUACAAUCAGCCACAACAUGGAGUGGGCUUUUGUCGAACGGUGGCAUAAGGAGACGUCUUUCCACUUUCCUCUUGGGGAGUUGACGAUCACCCUACACGACAUGGCCUGUCUGCUUCACCUGCCAAUCAGAGGGAGGUUACUUGACCAUUCUGGGAUACAGAGGAUUGAGGCCAUAGAGUGGAUGGUGGACUAUCUGGGUAUGGACCCAAACAUGGCGGAUUAUGAGUGCAAAGCGAUGAGUGGGGCGCAUAUCUGA
Molecule: messenger RNA, 618 nt
Organism: Vicia villosa (hairy vetch)
Lineage: Eukaryota; Viridiplantae; Streptophyta; Magnoliopsida; Fabales; Fabaceae
Product: protein MAIN-LIKE 1-like
Exons: 2
Coding region: 1-618 (205 amino acids)
Source: RefSeq, a predicted model, not a curated record